AUGGCCAAUAAGGACGACUAUUUGACUAACUACCGCGAGUUUUUCGAAAGUUUUGCUCAAACGGUCAAUCCCAACGAUCAACUACCUGUUAAAUUAGGAAGCUACAAGUUGAUUAAUUUAGAAGUCAUCGGUGGAGUCAUCGAUUGGACGACCCAGUAUUUAACCCAAAAAAAAUGCCCCCAAAGCCUAAUCGCCCCCUUAAUCCAAAUCGUCAUCGACGAAACCCGGAAAUCGUGCAAGAAACAACCAACAGCAUGCGGCUUCAACCCGUCAGAUAAUGCCUAUGAACCCCUGAAGCUCAUGCAGACCGUGAUGGCAAAAACCAACGAGGUUUGUCUGAGGUAUUUGGACAACAGCAUGCUUUGUUCCUUGCCGCCCCCUGGCCAACCCCACAACAUCACAAGUGUGUGUGCAGCGAAGAAUAAGCGAAGACGGAUGGAAGAUAGACAUGUUGUAGUUCCCGAUUUAAACACCAUGUUCAAUUUACAGGAAGCUAGUCCGUCCAGUUAUUAUGCAAUAUUCGACGGUCAUGCUGGUCAUGAUGCCGCGGCCUACAGUUCGGCCCAUUUACACCAAUUUCUGGCCGAAAGCAAGCAUUUUGUUGCAAAUCCGGAGCAAGCUUUAAUCGAUGCCUUUUGCAAAACCGAUGCGUUAUUUAUCGACAAGUGCAAUGUUGAGAGGUUCAAUAGUGGGACUACAGCAGUUUGCGCGCUACUGCGACCCAAAGAAAAAACGUUGUAUAUAGCGUGGGUAGGGGAUUCCCAGGCCCUUUUAGUUAAUCAAGGACGGGUGUUGCAAUGUGUCAAUCCACAUAAACCUUGCCGGAGUGAUGAAAGGGAAAGGAUUGAGAAGGAGGGAGGGUAUGUUUGUUACUGGGGGACGUGGAGGGUUAAUGGACAGUUGGCUGUUUCCAGAGCAAUAGGUGAUGCAGAGUACAAACCAUACGUAAUAGCAGUGCCUGAUAUCCGCGAAAUACCUCUCGACGGUGGCGAAGACUUCCUGAUCUUGGCCUGCGACGGCCUCUGGGACUAUUUAUCCGAAGAUGACGCCGCAAGAACCGUAUACGAAAUGGUCUGCAGCAAUCCAGACAAGACCGAUCUCAUAAGCGAGCGCUUGGUCCAGCUGUCUAAAGAACGAGGAUCUGCCGACAAUAUCUCUGUGAUAGUAGUAUUCCUUCGCGAACCAUCAAAAAUCGCGGCGGAAGCCCAUUGGGCAAACCGCAACGCUUCUCCCAUCACAAUGGACACGAGCCUCGACAAUGCCAAUAACCCGUUCGCCAAUUCGAACGGUGCCGAUACCAACAUCAUGGGCCAAAAAACAGACGGUUUGCUUCUAAACCUGGCCGAAAAUUUUAAACACAAUGGUUCCGACCUUUCACCCUCUGGGGAUUUCUACCACAAUUCGGAGAAAUCCAACGGCAAAAGACUGGCGUCGGAAUUCGACGACGACGACGAUUUGGGACCUGAAACGGACGUGGACGCCGUUGACGAUGUGCUGUCGCCUUCCAUAGCAGCGGCCAAGGCUUUGGCCGACGGCCUCGUCAACAAUAAUCCAGACGGAAGCUUCAACCCGUUUGUGGAGAAACACGAAGUUGAGAAGGCUGCCCUCGAGAUUGAUCUCGAUCUCCAGAAGCAGCAAAGUAGCGAGUUUGAUGGACAGAGGUCGCCUAGGGAGGAAACGCCUACACCACCCGCCGAUGCCGUUCAUGAUGGUGGGUUAGAGGAGAACGUAGGCGACAGUGGCGAGGAAUCCGAAGACGAGUGGAACUACAUCAAAGGAGAGGAAGCCAACAAAGAGAACAUCAGUCCGUCGCAACCGGACUGUGAGGUUGCGCAAAUCCUGGAAGACCCAGACAACAUGUCUCAACUGAACCCGAACGCGGCCGAAUUCGUGCCCGUCUCUCCAACACGAAGCAUUCCUUCGCCCGCGUGCAGAGCCCUGAUAAACGAUCCCGUCAUCGCCCAAUCGCCGAAAAGACCGAGCGAAAUUGAUAUCAGCCUGCCCAAUCCGCAAGAGUUCGAAAACGAAGUUAAAUCUCGUCCGAGCGACUUCGAUUCGUUCAGUAACGGUCACGAUCAUGAAGACGAACAGCAGAAGCCGUCUCCGCAGGAUUUAAUCGACAAUAUUCUAAACGGGAAAAACAUAGACGAAAUACCAGAGUUUCAACCGGGGAACACUCCGACCAAAAUGGCAAGUGCGCUAGGCGAUGAGUUUCAUUUUGGGCCGAAUGCUGCGCCCUUCACCCCCAAGACGAUGGACCAGUCGGAGGCGGGGCUGUCCACCAAGGCUGUCUUCGGGGACGAAUCUAACCUGGAUACGAGUAUGGACGUCUCGCAGGAUAAUACCGAUUUUGUCAAGAAGGAGGAGGAUCCAAUGUCGAUGUCGUUUUAUCAGGAUAAAACUAGCACCGAUUCGGAUCCGUUCGACUUGAACAAGGUCCAGCUCCUUCCAGAGAAUUUGGAUGAGUUUUUGAACAAAUCCGAGGAGACUGUUGCUAAUAACGUAGUCUUGAAUAACGAUGAAAGGAUUCAAACUACAGAUCUUGAUAAUGAGAAAGAGUUGGCUUCGCCGGUGUCAAAUGACGAUGAUUCGAGCGGUGUUUGCGAGUUGUCUAAAUCUCCCCAACCUCAAACCGAUGAUUUGAUCGAGUGUUGCUUUGCCAAAGAGACUCUUCCAGAUGUGUGUUUGCAACCGGAGUCCAAACCACUAGAAACUCAAUCCCCGGAACCUCCCGUACUAUCACCUCAACCUCAAACUAUGUCUCCUUCACCCCAGUCAGUGUCUCCUCAACCUCCAGUUUUGUCCCCCGAACCGGAAUUUCUUCCGAAGAGUCCGGAACCGGAACAAUUGAUUGAUAUCAUGUCUGCAACCGUUGAAGAAGAAGAGCGGAAGGAAGUUUCAGUCGAAUCACCCCUGGAAGACAUCACGUCAUCGGUUAAGGAUAUUUCGUCACCGGUCCCUGAACCGAUCGAGUUGAACUUUGCCCAAGAAGUCAACAGCGCCGUUCAAGAGAUCGUACCACCAGUCGAGGUGUCGUCACCAAUUAGAGACCAGCCUUUGAUACCCGACAUCGCACUAUCCACACCUAAAUCAAUGACAGAUACCGAAUCCGUGGCCACAGCUGACGUUAACUCGUUCCUCGAACGAUCAGACAUAGUCGAUAUCACGUCACCAUUGCAGAGUCCCACCGGUGAUCACACUUUCGUGUCGCAAGACACCACCACCUGUGCUUACCCGCAACCAACCGAAAUUAAGACUGAAACAAUCACUCCCGAAUUUGCCCAAUCGGAGGUUAUUUCACCCACUGAAUCGAAAGAAUCGCCCCAGGAAACCGUCAAAGAACCGGAAGUCGUAACUCCAGCCGCGGAAAAGAAACCCAAAGCGAAAACACCAACGGCUGCCAAAAAACCCACACCUGCUAAACCUUCAACUGCAGCAUCACCAGCGAAAGCCAAACCAACAACAACUCCGAAAACGAGAGCCGCAGCUCCGAAACCAUCAACCGGGGCUGUGCCCAAGCAAACGCUCCCGAAAACAGCAGCCCCUAAACCACGACUUACAGCAACGAAAACUAAUCCCACGGAGAAGAAACCGCUAACUAACGGCGAUGUUAAACCACCAGUUAAGGCGAGUUUAACUGCGCGCAAAUCAACCGAUUCGCCUAAACCGGCGCUUAAUAAAGCGAGUCCAAGGCCGGCAACAGCGCCCUCUACUAGGACUAGUACUACUACUACAACUAGGAUGGGUGUAACAGCGCCUAAACCCAGGCCUAAUACUUUGGUUAAGAGUAGUACGGCGACGAAGACGACGGUUUCGACGACUGCUUCAAAGUUGAGUACGGCGAAAACAGCAUCGUCGCCGAAAACUGCUACAGCGCCAAAACCAAGGCCGACUACAGCUCCGGCCAAACCUAGGGUGCCUCUUAGUAAAACUGUGACGAAAACGGCCGAUAAAGAAAAGGAAAGUAAAGAUAGUGCGAAUAAAUUGACAGCUUCGCGUACUGUUACGAGGACUGCAUCGGGGAGGACUACGACCGGGACGGUGCGGAAAACCGAGUCGAAGACGACCGGAACAGCAACUCGAACGACCGUAACGAAAACGACCACAUCCAGCACGACGCGACCUGGCGCCGCCGCCGCCGCUGGCAAGAAACCCCUUGAAAUUACCCGCACCGUGAACAAGACUAAGACAACCAAAAUCGAGAAGCCCGUUCAGAACGGCGUAACAACUACAGUAACCGAACAGAUAACACUAGUAAAUAACGCCGUAAACGAUAGUGAGUCGCAAUUAAUCAAAGAUAAUUCGCCCAUUGAUAAUAAAUUAAUUGUUGACACUAACGCUGCAGACUGAACGAUUUCUUACUAACGAUUUCUAUUACCUACUUAGCAUUAUACAUCUAAUAUGAAUAACUGUUACUUUACAAUAAAUUUUAUAACUUACGCCCAUAUUAAAAACUGAAUGUAUAGAGCUGUGGUAAUUUAGUAUUGAGUUUCUAUGUGGUGUGGAUAUAAAGAAAGACUUCCAUAUGUAAGAUUAUUAAUAAUUUAUAAUGACCUAUUUGAAACAAGAAAAAAAACAUUAAAACGGUUGACUUUGUAUACGCGUCAAUCGAGAAAAUUUUGUAUGUAUUUAUUUCUAAGUUCGCUUUUUAUUGCUUAGGUGUGUCGCCGUGAUUGCAAAUGCACUUUUUUGUAAAUAUAUUUAAAAAGUUAAUAGUAUGGUAAAAUUUUAUAAUCAGGUGCUUUUAGGUCUAGUUGAGGCCGUUUCGAUAAUGACCAGGCGCCAUUCAUCGAACUCUGCCUUCUCUAAAUUAAAUUUGUUGAUUGAUACUUAGCGACUUCUAUUAAUUAGCAUAAUACUGCUUUUAAUACGGUCUUUACAUGUAAUUUUUUAUUCAACCACGUAAUUUUAGUAACGGACUACUUAUUUUUACUUUCAUAAUUUUUGUUUUAAUAUUGAAAUUUUAUCAUCGUUUUCUUUAUUUUUCUUGUAUUAUUAUUUAUUGUGUACUUGUAUUAUGAGCACAAAUUAAAAAAAAACUAAA
This is a messenger RNA of Tribolium castaneum (red flour beetle), 5044 nucleotides long. Its product is annotated as 205 kDa microtubule-associated protein. Bases 1 to 4350 code for a protein of 1449 amino acids. The transcript has 13 exons. The record is from RefSeq and is a predicted model, not a curated record. Gene Ontology annotation, molecular function: cation binding; protein serine/threonine phosphatase activity. Gene Ontology annotation, cellular component: cytosol; nucleus. Gene Ontology annotation, biological process: peptidyl-threonine dephosphorylation. NCBI's taxonomy places the organism in Eukaryota, Metazoa, Arthropoda, Insecta, Coleoptera, Tenebrionidae.